AUGCUCCAACUAAAGGAUCAACUUCAUAACUUUCUGCGAUGUAGCAUCGGAGAUGGCAACACAGCCUUGUUUUGGUACGACUAUUGGACGGAGUUGGGUCCAUUGUAUCUUCUGUUCGGAACCACGGGCCCCCGAUCACUUAGGAUUCCCCUUCGUGCCACUGUCUCUCAAUCAGUGAGCAAUGGCCAUUGGAAUCUCCCUCCGGCUCGCUCUGAUUUUGCGGAAACACUUCAGAUAAUUCUAUCUACAAUGCCGGUUCCUAGAUCAGAUAACAAUGAUGAUGUUUAUUUGUGGAGAAACCACUCCGGGGGCUUUGGACCUUCUUUUUCUUCGCGAGUUACAUGGGAGAGAUUGAGAGUUGUUAAUCAUGUGGUCCCGUGGCACUCUGUAGUAUGGUUCAAAGAGGAAAUCCCUCGUUGCUCAUUCAUCUCUUGGACAGCGUUUCUUGGUAGGCUUCCUACUCGGGAUCGACUGUUAUCAUGGGGUCUUUCGGUUCCUCCAGGUUGUGCUCUCUGUUCUUCAGCGGAUGAAUCUAUAAGUCAUUUGUUUUUUAUCUGUCCGGUUGCGGUUGCUACUUGGAAUUGUUUCUGUGGCAGGUACUUGGCGUCAAGGCCAUCCUCCCUUAAUGACGUCGUUCUUCUCUGCCAGCAACUAACCGGAACUCAUUCGGCGCGUGCUAGGGUGGUGCUCAAGCUUCUCAACCAAGUCAUCAUCUACAUCCUGUGGCGUGAGAGGAACAACCGCAUCUUCAUGGGAAUCGCAUCAACUCAGGAGACAAUCUUCCGUAAGGUGGACCGUGCCAUGCGUGAUCGUCUCCUAUCCCUUUCUCGGCCUUCUGCUUCAUCUCAUUCUCCAUCUUUGCUUGAGCUGUAUCUUUGGUUUCUAUCUCCCUAUAGUUAA
This is a messenger RNA of Raphanus sativus (radish), 900 nucleotides long. RefSeq lists its product as uncharacterized. Bases 1 to 900 code for a protein of 299 amino acids. Lineage: Eukaryota; Viridiplantae; Streptophyta; Magnoliopsida; Brassicales; Brassicaceae. The transcript has a single exon. The record is from RefSeq and is a predicted model, not a curated record.